Molecule: messenger RNA, 300 nt
Organism: Dicrocoelium dendriticum
Lineage: Eukaryota; Metazoa; Platyhelminthes; Trematoda; Plagiorchiida; Dicrocoeliidae
Source: the annotation of a GenBank genome assembly
CUCUCUUCCUCCUCCCUCGAUCGAACCACCAUCGAUUCACGCAAUUUUACCGUUCAGCUGUACGAAAUGCAACGCGUACAUCCGGAAACAUUGGGGCCCGAGAUCAAACACAUUUACCUCGUCUCGAACGAAGGUCCGUCCCCAGUGGAACAUCUUUGGGUCAACGUGUCCAUUCCCAUACAGACUAGAGAGGGCGAGCACCUUGUAUAUCUGCUGGAUAGAAUCCGGCAUCAAGCAGAUGAUGGUGGCCCACCUCUGGUCGCUAAUAUGGCACCCGAACUGCGUUCUCCACUUCAGUGA